This is a messenger RNA of Echinops telfairi (small Madagascar hedgehog), 3468 nucleotides long. It is a transcript of the gene TGOLN2, whose product is annotated as trans-golgi network protein 2. Lineage: Eukaryota; Metazoa; Chordata; Mammalia; Afrosoricida; Tenrecidae. Bases 37 to 906 code for a protein of 289 amino acids. The transcript is spliced from 5 exons. The record is from RefSeq and is a predicted model, not a curated record.
GAGAGCAUUAGAGGGCGGAAGCGUAGUUCAUGCAGGAUGCGGUUCCUUGUUACGUUACUCCUGUUGAGCGUCGUAGCCGCGGCCCCGCAGCCCGGAGGAGAUCCCGCCACCGCAAUUCACUCCCCGAGUUCCGACAACGGAGAGACUUUAACAGGGGAUAACUCUGACAAGAACUCUCCGAACCAGUCGGCGGAACGUGCCAACACGCUCCCUCAGGCUCCAGCAGGCUCCAAACUCCGGGUUCCAGGAGACCAGAACCCAGGACCAGAGACCCCGGAACACCCUCUGGAUAGUUUGCAUCCCGAAGACCACCAACCAGGACAAGGGACCCCAGAGCACCCUCCUGAUAGUGUGCGUCCCGGAGACCAUCAACCAGGACAAGGGACCCCAGAGCACCCUCCUGAUAGUUCAGGACCAGACAAGACCGUCUCAGUGCACUCUGAUGACAAGGCUGCCCUGAAGCCGGCAGCACCUGAACAGGAGGAAACAAUACCCCACCACUCUGACCCCGUUUUUCCCCAGCAGGAGGGAGAAGAUAAGUCCCCAAACCCUCCUGAAGGUGUGGCACCCAAGGAAGCUGAGGGAGAUGAUGUGGAGCCCAAAGAGAAGUCUCCGGCCCAAGAAGGGAUGCCAGGCCAGCCCUCCACCGAGAACCAUGGCGGUCCACCCGCAGGUUCUAGGAGUGGCAAGAUGGAUGACCUUUUUAAGGAGGGUCCUGAAAGUGCCAGCGCAGAGAGCAGUCACUUCUUUGCAUAUCUCGUGACUGCGGCCGUUCUAGUCGCUGCUGUCUAUAUUGCCUAUCACAACAAGCGAAAGAUUAUUGCUUUUGUUCUGGAAGGGAAAAAAUCCAAAGUUGUUCGACGGCCAAAGGCCGGUGACUACCAGCGUUUGGAUCAGAAGAUUUGAUUUAUUUACCCCUCAAGAGCCUUGUCCUCCCUGCUGAUUUGGGUGUGAAAUCAAGAGAAAUGAAGAGUGAAGUCUUGGGACCUGAAAGACACUCUCUCCUGGGAUGUGGUGGCAAGCCUGGGCUGGCGGAGCCAGGGAAUUGCUUGUGUUUUUCUGCACCUGCACUUUGGCGAUGUACUUGUGUGUUCUCUCUAUUUAUCGUUUGCGCUCUGAGUGUGACGGGAGGGGAUGUGGGUGGGAACGCAGCUACGACCAAAGGGAGUGGAACCUGAGCCCCAGCCUUGGCCAGGGAGGAGAGUCACCCCUUACCAGCUAGCAUUGCACUGUGCUGUGUCCCUUUGCAGGCCUGGGGUAGCCUCUGCCGCUCCAGUGACUCAGGCCCCUUGUUUGGGGGGCUGCCUUUCAAGAGUUGUAGACGGUGGGGAGGGAGCAUGGCAGGCAAGGGCGUAUUUGAACGCAGCAUUCUCUUUAGCGACUCUUGCAGCAAACCCACACCGCAUGUUGGAAAAGUGCAUUAUUGCCUGCCCGCCCACCCUGUGUAGCCUAAGUUCUUCACAUUUUCCUGCUGUUUUAAUAAAAUUUUAGAUCAAAUGAAUCAACUUAAAUAUAAAAAUGAACUUGGGGUUUCUGAGCAUAAAGCCCUAAAACCUGUUCCUAUUGCCAGUUUUUAUUAUAUGACUGAUAGUUGAAACAGCGGGAUCUUCUUCCAUGCCGGAAGUUGAGGACAGGUUUGUGCUUUGUGCAAGAAAGCCGUCUGGCGGGGAUGGGGCCUUUGUGCGUGGUUUUCAAAGGGCUGUUAGGAAAGAGCUUUCCCACGACUCCAUUUGCCUCACCUAAAACGAACCGAGGGGCUUCUAUUUAGAAAGGAGCUGGGCUGUUUCACCCUGCCAUCAGGUGGGGGUGGGGGUCUUAGCUGAGGGGAAGUGCUAAGGGGUCAUCACUGGAAGCCCUCCUUCCAGCUCAUGGCAGGAGACGUUUGGGUCUAAGAAACUCAGUCGGCUUCUCCUGGCAUACUGAGGGUAGUAUCUUGGAUCAAGUUGUUUGAGGUUUUAUGUAAAACAGCUCUAGCCUUGCUCCACUCUUCGGCCCGAGGAAAAACAAAUAGGAUCGCAAAGAACAUGGGAAGGAAGGGGAAGCCAUGAACUGGGGUGGAGGAAGUCAGGCUGAAGAAAGUUCCGGCCAUCCUAUUUGUCAUACGAGGGAGGGCUCAAAAAGUGGUGGUAAAAUUCCAUUAUCUUUUCAUUCCUUUUUCAUGGAGUUUUUGAAGCCCCCUUGUGUUAGUUCCAACUUUGCUUAAGAUGGCCCAAGGCCCUGAGUUCAAGGUUCGUUCUUGGACGGGUAAGCUCUUGUAUGCAGGUGGAGGAGGGAGGGAGGGCUGCUCCUCUCAGCCCAACACCCUCAGAGCAUGGGAAGAUUGACCCCAUGCAGAAGAAUCUUCCAGGGUCUUCACGCCUGCCUCUCCUCACCCCUUCCACCCUUCACACAGGCCCGCAUCCCCAGCCCGUCCCCUCUUCUCCAACCCAUCCUUCCUUCUACUGUUUCAUCUCCCUAGUAAUUCUCAGCAUCUUUGAAACUCUUUGGUUCCUGUCUUUGUGCGUACGAUGUUUCUCCAAAGGUUAUCAGGUCACCAAAGCCAUCUUUCCAUUUUCCCCUCUUGCUUCCCCCUCCCGACACCUCAGCCCAUUGCACUUCCCACUUGGACUUUUUUCCCAAAGAGCCACCACUUUCAUUGGUUCCAGCCACCCGCACAGGUGCUUAAGGAGACAAGAGCGAGCUUUCUAAAAAGCUGGCAGUGGUCUGAAGCUUGUGUGUGAACCUUUCACUGCUUGGAGAAGCAGUUUAGUCAGGAGCCUGUACUUUGGCCUCUCUGUUGGCCUUUCUCUGCUGGACAACCAUUUGUCUCUGCUCCACCCCAAUUCGUAGCCUGCUUCAUUUUUAUAGGUAACUUGUUACCCUGAAUGAUGCCGCUAGUCUCACCGUUUGAACACAGGAGAGGAUGCCACAUGUCAUACCUGGUGAUUCUGCCAGGCCACUCUGAAAACUGGCUGGGAAGGGUGACUUGGACUUUGAAGAGACUUCCAGAUCUAACUGAUCUACAACAGCUAAGGCUGGAUUUCACCUCAGCGAGUUGCACAGGUCAGAUGUGAAGCACCUACAGAAUCCCACUUUAGAAACCCUCAAGAUGUAGGAGUGGGGGCCCUAGGGUGCUUCAAAGGACUGCAACCCAGCCAGUGCACGUUGCCAUAGGUCUGAGUCCUAAGUCUGCCUUGUUAAAUAAAUGAUCCAUUGAAAUCGUUUCCAUUCUUUUCUGUACUCACAGUCGACGCCACUGUUUUACAUGUUCAGCUUUUGAAUAACUUGGUUACAACUACUUAAUUGUAUGUUUUAAACGCAUAUUUGGUGUACUGAUGAGUAUUUUCCAGUAUGUAAUGUUGAACUAGCUUCUGUGAAAGCCUCCUCAAUGUAGUUUUGUACCACUGAAGAGCAAACAGCAAUUUUCAAAUGUUAAUGCGAUAAAUCAUUAACUUUAUUAGCAGUACAUUAAAGUUUAGUAAAAUGAGA